Molecule: messenger RNA, 2465 nt
Organism: Rhineura floridana
Lineage: Eukaryota; Metazoa; Chordata; Lepidosauria; Squamata; Rhineuridae
Gene: KXD1
Product: KxDL motif containing 1
Exons: 5
Coding region: 357-878 (173 amino acids)
Biological process (GO): lysosome localization
Cellular component (GO): BORC complex
Source: RefSeq, a predicted model, not a curated record
GGCGGAAGGAGGAGCCCGUUUCCAAGGAAACCAGCUUCCUCCUCCAAGACGACACACGCACGUACGCCACGCAAAACAGCUGUCGAGGUCGCGCCGUGCGUGAGCCGCGCCUCAACCCGGAAGCGAGUGAGCUGGGCGGUGUGUAUGGCAGAAGGCAAACCGCGGCGGCGAGGUUGAGCCAGGAGGAAAACUUUCCCCGUCGCGACCCCCGCUCACGGCCCCCCCGCCCUAGUGGCCCCACACAGCGCCCGGCAUGUGAGGCGUUGUGGAGGUGGGCGGGGCCUUUGUGCAGGGGGCGGGGAUAGGCGGUGGAGCGAGAGGCUUCGUCUGUCGGGGGCUAGAAGCCCCGUGAUAAGAUGGAGCCCACUGCCUCAGCUGUCUUUUGCAGCCGAGUGCUCGGCAUGGUCAACUCAGAGGACGUGAAUGCCAUCAUCCUGGCUCAAAAGAACAUGCUUGACCGAUUUGAGAAAACCAACGAGAUGCUGCUCAACUUCAACAACCUGUCUGGCGUCCGCAUGCAGCAGAUGAGCGAGCAGUUCCUCCACCACACGCGGACGCUAGUGGAGAUGAAGAAAGACCUGGACAGCAUCUUCCGGAGAAUCAGGACGCUGAAAGGAAAGCUAGCAAAACAGUAUCCAGAGGCAUUUAGCAAUAUCCACGAAUCCCCUAUCCUGGAAGAUGAUGACUUUGACCCGAUCCCCAAAAGCACCGCCACAACCAUUGCUACCUCGGAGCAGAGCACGGAGUCCUGCGAUACCAGCCCGGACAUCAUCUCCCCCUCUACCAGCCACGACUUCGAAGACCUGUCCCAGGGCCCCUAUGACUCGCCAGCUGUGAACGGGCAGAGUGUAACAGACGACGACAAUGAGACGGACUAGUCCGUGCAAGUUAAGCUUUUAGGGGUGGGGGACGGGGUGUAGGUGGGCCUUCCCCACCCCCUACUUGCUGCUGGACUUGCAAAUUGGAGACCCUUCUUUUUUUAAAAAAAAUCUGUACUUUCUGUGUUGUCUUGGCCAACUGUUUCUGCGUCUCGCAGGCAGCGAAGGGAGCAUGAACAAAGGGGCUUUUUGCAUGAACCGCCAUCUUCCUUGCAGUGCUGGUCUGUGAUUUUUAUGCCAAAUAAGCAAAACGGCAAGUGGCCCGUUCACAUUUGGGGUGUGUGUGAGGGAAUGGCUUAAACGGGGAUGCCCAGUUGCACAACUGGGCAUUUGCACCAAGGGCUGACUGCAACCUCCCGGCCAACAAUAACCACACUUAAGACAUGCAUAUAUGUACGCAGGCACUCCAGGGAGGAGGCUGUAAUUGGGAUACCAUCAGCCCAAACUGUGCGGCUUUCAUAAAAACAGCAAAUGUGUCACCCGCUCGCACCUGCAACUGCUCUCAGCUGGUUCAUUCUUUACCCUGUAAACAGAGUAGCCUGUAACUCAAUCCUCUAAGUAACAUUAUACUCGGAGUAGGCCCAUUUGAAAUGAAUUGACAUGGCUAACAUUAAUUCUGAUGGGUCUGUUCCUGUUUGAAACAACCUCCUACGAUAACAGCCUGCUGUAGUGGGCUUGGUUGUACCCUGCGACCACGCAAGGAAAUCUUUGAGGGAUGGAGGGAGUUCCUAGUGAGAAUGAGUGACAAUGAAUGAUAGAGGGGUUUAUCCCCUGCUGCCAUCCUGUUUUAACAGGGAUGAGCAUUAAUAGCAGAACGCAGUUAUUUCUCCCUGUUAUUUGAAGCAAGCCAUGUUCCUGUGCAGUCUCCAUUCAUGCAUGGGGCUGAGAUGUCGAAUGGGUUGUGCCUUCCCCCCCCAAAGAAAACCGCUCUUUGGGCCGAGAUCUGGUCACCUGUCUCAGUAUGCUUGCUAACUCAGUAAGGGUCGGAGCGCACAGUAAUCUCUGUUGCUAGUUCCUUGUAACUCCCCCUCAGAGUCUUGCACAACUUUUUUCAUCUUCUGACAACACACUUUAUAAUUACACAAGCGCCAUCUUAAGCGGAGGUUGCUGACCGCCUCAGCCCACCUGUUAUAUGUCAUGUUUUAACAGUCAAAUAGGUACCUUCCUGGCUUAUGUCCAGCGUUGGUCCUGCUUGAAGUAGCCCCACUGAAACUAAUGGAUGUAACUAACUUUGGUCCCUUCCUUUCCCAGGACUGCUCUAAGUAGGACUGAGCUGGAUAUGAUCCCCUGUUCUGUUUGGAUGCCCACCUUUGAUGAUACCAUCAGUUACUGUAUUGCUGAUGAGCGUCCACAUCUGUUGUGUUUGCUUUUUAAGCCCCCUAUGUGUACCGCCGUUUGUAUUAACAGUUCCCCUUUCCGGAACUUGGGUAACAACUAAAUUUGUUGAGUGGAGGUUGGAACAAGAACCACUUCCAUCCUGAAAUGCAUUAUAAUUCAAAGAAGAAAAAUAAUAUUUUUGUACGGCUAACAAGUUUACAGAGAUUAAUAAGGAGGUACUAUUAACCAAUAAAAGAGUUAAUUGAUAGA